CCGGCAGCCCCCCGCCCGUACCGCGCUGCAAGCCGCGCCCGGCCCCUGACAGAUGUUUGCUCUCCUCCCCUCCACCAGCUCGAGGCACUGGAAGCUGUUUUUGCUCAAACCCACUACCCCGAUGUGUUCACUAGGGAAGAGCUGGCUAUGAAAAUCAACCUCACGGAAGCCAGGGUGCAGGUGUGGUUCCAAAACCGAAGAGCUAAAUGGAGGAAAACAGAGAGGGGUGCUUCCGACCAAGAGGGCUCUAAGGAAACAAUGGCUGAGGUGCCGCCUCCAUCGAGGAAUUUAAAUUCCCCUUCUCCAGCAGAUCAAACCAGGAAUAAAAAAGAGAGUCUGGAGAUCCAGCAGAGCCUGAGUCGAGCAGUGGGUCCUACAGGACCUUUCUUCCCUUCCUGCCUGCCGGGGACUCUUCUCAACACAGCCACCUACGCACAAGCUUUAUCCCACGUUGCCUCUCUAAAAGGGAGCCCGCUGUGCUCGUGCUGCGUUCCAGACCCCAUGGGCCUCUCCUUCCUAACAGCCCCCCCCCCCCCUCCUGCCAAACCCAGCCCCGAGGGCAGCCAGGACAAGCAGCCCUCUCCGGCCGAGGAGCACAUGGAAGGAGAGAAGAGCGUAUGA
This is a messenger RNA of Fulmarus glacialis (Northern fulmar), 621 nucleotides long. RefSeq names its product dorsal root ganglia homeobox (gene DRGX). Lineage: Eukaryota; Metazoa; Chordata; Aves; Procellariiformes; Procellariidae. Gene Ontology annotation, biological process: regulation of transcription by RNA polymerase II. The transcript has 5 exons. The annotation marks the transcript as partial. Gene Ontology annotation, molecular function: DNA-binding transcription factor activity, RNA polymerase II-specific; RNA polymerase II transcription regulatory region sequence-specific DNA binding. The record is from RefSeq and is a predicted model, not a curated record.